Messenger RNA from Raphanus sativus (radish), 1257 nucleotides. Its product is annotated as diacylglycerol O-acyltransferase 2. The transcript is spliced from 9 exons. Gene Ontology annotation, cellular component: endoplasmic reticulum membrane. Bases 137 to 1093 code for a protein of 318 amino acids. The record is from RefSeq and is a predicted model, not a curated record. Gene Ontology annotation, biological process: triglyceride biosynthetic process. Gene Ontology annotation, molecular function: diacylglycerol O-acyltransferase activity. NCBI's taxonomy places the organism in Eukaryota, Viridiplantae, Streptophyta, Magnoliopsida, Brassicales, Brassicaceae.
CCUCCCAAGAGAGAGAGAAAGAAAGCCAGAUCUCUCUAGGAGGAUCGAUCUCACAACACAUGUGUUGCGUUGGUCUGUGAGAAGCGGACAAACCAAAGAAAGAGAAAACACAACCGGAGCUGCUGGUGUGUGACAUAUGGGUGGAUUCAGAGAGUUCGGUGGUGAUGAACAUUAUUCAUCCUCAAACCUAUUCCACUCGGUGACCGCCAUAGUCAUAUGGCUUGGCUCCGUUCACUUGAACGUCGCUAUUGUUCUCUCUUCCCUCAUUUUCCUUCCUCCUUCUCUCUCUCUCCUCGUCUUCGGUCUGCUUUUUCUCUUAAUCUUCAGCCCCAUCGAUGAUCGUAGCAAAUACGGUCGUAUGCUCGCUAGGUACAUAUGUAAGCACGCAUGUAGUUAUUUCCCCGUUACUCUCCAUGUCGAGGAUUACGAAUCUUUCCAGCCUACUCGUGCCUACGUUUUUGGUUAUGAACCACAUUCGGUGUGGCCUAUUGGAGCUGUUGCACUUGCUGAUCUUACUGGUUUCAUGCCUCUUCAUAACAUCAAAGUUCUUGCUAGUUCCGCUGUUUUUUACACACCGUUUCUGAGGCAAAUAUGGACGUGGUUAGGGCUUGCUCCUGCGUCUAGGAAGAAUUUCUCUUCCUAUUUGGAGUCUGGUUAUAGUUGUAUCCUCGUACCUGGUGGUGUGCAGGAGACAUUUCACAUGAAACAUGAUGUUGAGAACGUCUUCCUUUCAUCGAGAAGAGGAUUUGUGCGCAUAGCCAUGGAACAUGGGACACCUCUCGUUCCAGUUUUCUGCUUUGGUCAGUCAAGGGUGUACAAGUGGUGGAAACCGGAUUGGAACCUCUACCUUAAACUAUCAAGAGCGAUCAAGUUCACUCCCAUCUGUUUCUGGGGUGUUUUUGGAUCCCCAAUCCCAUAUCAACACCCUCUGCAUGUGGUAGUUGGGAAACCAAUAGAAGUUAGAAAAACUCUGCAGCCUACUGAUGAAGAGAUUGCCAAGGUACAUGGACAGUUUGUAGAAGCGCUUAAGGAUCUGUUUGAGAGGCACAAGGCCAGAGCAGGCUUCUCUGAUCUGCAGUUGAACAUUCUUUGAAAUCAAGUUGUCAAAAAAUGGUUUUAUAGUUUUAUCCUUACAUCUUUUGUUAAUUUGGCACUGGCUUUGGAUUUACCUUAUGUAUGUAUGUCUUGUCUUAUACGUCUAUGUAUCAACUUUGGAUUAUAAAGACCCAUUGACUCUCAAAUAUUAUUGGUAGAGCA